UUUUAUUAAUAAUAUAAAAAAAUGAAAAAUGAAUGAUGACGUUUUGAUAACAAAUGUUAAUAAGAGUGUUAAAAUUUAAAGAAGUGACAUUUUAAGUAAGACACUCCUGUUGAAAUAUAGGAAAUCAUAAUUAUGAUUCUAGAUGAUAAUUGUGUGGUUCACAAUUAUCCUCUAAUCCUAAUAAACUUAGCUUUUCUCCUAUAAAUAGGAGUUUUCUCCAUUGUAAUCAACACACCUUCAUUACACCAUUAUCACACUCUCUAAUACACCUCUAUCACUAAGUGUUCUACUAUACUUUCUCUCCCUAAUCUUCUGCUCAUUUCCUUUCAUAUUAUAACACGUUAUCAACACGAAUUUGCUCCAAAUCCCUGAAAUCAUCAUCUUCCGAACAGUUCAUCCAUGGCUAAUAUUAGCAAAAGAGAGUUCGACAUCCUUGAUUUAUCUGGUCAAAAGUACUUGGAAUGGAAAGUUGACGCUUUGGCACAUUUAAAAGCAAAUGCCCUCGAAAACAGAAUUGCUGAAAAUAAUUCGGCUACUCCCCAAAAUAAGGCAAAAGCCAUUAUCUUUCUUCGUCACCAUCUUCACGAAAGUUUGAAGUCUGAGUAUUUAUUGGUAGAUGACCCUAAAGAAUUAUGGGAUAAUCUCCAAGAAAGGUAUGGCCAUCAAAAAAAGGUCCUUUUACCAAAAGCUCAAUAUGACUGGAUCAAUUUACGAUUCCAGGAUUACAAAUCUAUAAGUGACUACAAUUCUGCCUUGUUCCAAAUAACAUCAAAAUUGAAGUUAUGCGGACAAAAAGUCACUGAUGCCGAAAUGUUGGGAAAAACUCUAUCCACUAUGCAUCUUUCAAAUAUGCUUUUACAAGAGCAAUAUAGACAAAAGCACUUUCAAAAGUAUUCUGAUUUAAUAUCAGUAUUACUACUUGCUGAGACGAAUAAUGACAUUUUGAUGAGAAACCACAAUAUGAGACCCACGGGUUGUAGCCCUUUUAGUUUUGGUCCACAAAAUCAUGGUUCAAAACAUGAAUCAAAUGCAACCCAUAGUGGUGCUCGUGGACAUUUCAAACGUGGUCGUGGUAUUGGUCGUUAUAAUGGACCUAACCGGGGAAACAAACAGAGUAGUAGCUCUUACGAAGGCAAAGGAAAGCAAAAACCCCAUCAAACAAGAGGCCCGACGAAAUCUUCAGAAACGGCUAAAGUCAAUUGUUUUAAAUGUGGCACGUCAGGACAUUGGGCAAAUAAGUGUCGCACACCUACACAUUUGGUUGACUUAUAUAAAUCAUCUCUAAAAGGAAAGAACGUGGAAACUAAUUACGUCAACGAAAACGUUCCACCAAUGCCCACAUUUAAUAUGUCUGAUUUCUAUAUGGAUAAUAAUGAGAUGAACACUGACAUCGUCAUGGGUGAAAAAUAAUAAUAAUAAAAAUGAAAUUAUUCUGUUAUGUAAUAUAUUCUACAAUAAAAGUUUGUUGUAUUGUAAUUUUUAUUUGGUAUGCUUGUAAAAGUUAUGUACAUUUUAAUGAAUAAAUUCUUGUUUAUAUUGCAAUAUUGAACUAAUAUUUGUUCAUUUUUAUCUUUUUAAAGAUAUGGAGUUAACUGAAAUUUCUUCAAAUGGCUUUGAACAAUGUUUAAUAGACAGUGCCACAACGCACACCAUUUUGAGACAUAGAGAUUAUUUUUCUCAUAUGACAUUAGUCUAUGCUAAUGUCAAUACAAUCUCAGGUGUUGCUAAACUCAUUGAAGGUUCUGGAAUAGCCUGUGUAAUUCUCCCAAAAGGGACAAAAUUAAUAAUUAAAGACGCUUUAUACUCCAGUAAAUCACGGAGAAAUCUUUUGAGUUUCAAAGAUAUGCGUCUAAAUGGUUUUCACAUUGAAACCAUGUCUGAAAAUCAAAAGGAAUAUUUAUGUCUAACGACAAAUAGAUCUGGCAAUAAAUACAUUUCAGAAAAAAUGCCAGCAUAUUCCUCCGGACUAUAUUAUACAUAUAUCAGUCCAAUUGAGAUAAAUGUGAUAUCUAAAAUUAAUGACCACAGUUCCUUUAUCUUGUGGCAUGACCGUUUAGGUCAUCCAGGCAGCACUAUGAUGCACAAAAUUAUUCAAAAUUCACUUGGACAUUCAUUAAAUAAUGUCAAAAUUCCACAAUCAAGUGAUUUCUCAUGCACUGCCUGUUCUCUUGGCAAAUUAAUUAUCAGGCCAUCUUUAUACAAAAUUGGAGUUGAAUCUCCUGCAUUUUUAGAAAGAAUUCAAGGAGAUAUUUGUGG
This is a messenger RNA of Cuscuta europaea, 2256 nucleotides long. Lineage: Eukaryota; Viridiplantae; Streptophyta; Magnoliopsida; Solanales; Convolvulaceae. The record is from the annotation of a GenBank genome assembly.